This is a messenger RNA of Glycine soja, 1991 nucleotides long. RefSeq names its product AP2-like ethylene-responsive transcription factor TOE3. NCBI's taxonomy places the organism in Eukaryota, Viridiplantae, Streptophyta, Magnoliopsida, Fabales, Fabaceae. The record is from RefSeq and is a predicted model, not a curated record. The coding region runs from base 426 to 1676 and encodes 416 amino acids. Gene Ontology annotation, molecular function: DNA-binding transcription factor activity; DNA binding. Gene Ontology annotation, biological process: regulation of DNA-templated transcription. The transcript is spliced from 8 exons.
UGCAAUCUUAUCUACUUAUCUUUAUUAUUGUUCUUAAUAUCUUUGCUUUUGAGGCCAAUCACAUCUCUGAGUCAGUCUCAGCCAGGUACUUGUUUGUGCCUUAUUCCCUCUGAUUCUGGAACAAGUUCCCGUUCUUUCUUAUCUUUCUCCACUGUUUUAUUUUCUCCCUGAUCUUCCUCUACCUUAAUUUCAGUCCUAUUUGUUCUUCUGACAGAUACUCUUUUACCUUCACCAGCUCAUUCUUCUUCUAUCUUCUUCUGCUAUAUAUGCUCAACCUUUAAAGGGUAUUUCUCUCUCUCUCUCUCAACUAGUUUGAGUUUCAUUGUACUUUGAUAUCACUGCAGAAGUACAUGAGACUCUUAAAAGAGGGUAUGCUUUAAAGACCAGAAUCAGAAGCUGAUUAAAGGAGAGAACCUUUCCAAGACAUGGCUAUGUUUGAUCUCAAUGUUGACAUCAACCACUGUGAUGCUGAUGCUGACUCAAGCUGUGAUCAAAAGGGAUUGGUGCUGCAAAGUUUCCCACCUGAAAUCUCAGAUUCCAGGACCUCCAGCUCCUCUGUGUGGAACCCUGUAGAGGAAGAUUCCUCAAACAAUUCCUCUCCCUUGAUUUUUGACAUACUCAAGAAAGAGAGGGAUGAGUCAGAGUUUGAUGCAGCCACUGAAAGGGUCAAUAAGGAGCAAAACAUGGCACCACAAGAGGCAGAGAUAGUGGCAAGGACACUUUUCCCUGUGACUGCUGCUGUUGAUAAAGGAGUUAGAGUGCCUGAUUUCAAAUUGGGGCUGUGGGGGAAGACUGAAUGCUUGAACUUGUCCUUACCAGAGCCUGAUGGACAAAAUGGACUCAGAACCUUACAGCAGAAGGUACCUCCUGUGAGGAAAAAUAGGAGAGGACCAAGGUCUCGCAGCUCGCAGUACCGGGGUGUCACCUUCUACCGCAGGACUGGUAGAUGGGAGUCACAUAUUUGGGAUUGUGGGAAGCAGGUUUAUUUGGGUGGAUUUGACACUGCUCAAGCUGCUGCAAGAGCAUAUGAUAGGGCUGCUAUAAAGUUUCGUGGAGUAGAUGCUGAUAUAAACUUUAGUUUGAGUGAUUAUGAGGAGGAUUUGAAGCAGAUGAGAAAUUUGAGUAAGGAAGAGUUUGUGCUCUUACUUCGUCGACAAAUAAAUGGAAUCUCUAGGAGAAGUUCAACAUACAGAGGUGCAUUAGCCCUUCGCAAAGAUGCUCAAGGAGAACCACGAAUGGGACCAUUUGUUGGCAUGACAUGUUAUCCUAAGCCAUCCAUCAAUUGUGAUGAUGGAAAAGCGGAGGCAAGUUUUAAGCCCUGUUCCUAUAAGGGAGAAAUAAUUGUGAAUUCCAACAUGACAGGCACUUGCCAUAAUCUUGAUUUGAGCCUAGGAAUUUCUCCGUCUUCUAAAAGAUUGAAGAAUAAUGACUAUAGUGGAGGGUAUUCCUUUGGAUGUAUGACUUGUAAGAUACCCGAGGAAAGAGGACCAAUGGAGAAGGUCAUGGUGGACAGAAUAAAAAAUGUUCCUUUGCAAAAAAUUUCCAACUUGGCUUGGCAACUUUGCAGCAAUGGCAGCAUUGUCCCAAGGCCAUUCCAACCAAAUGCAGCAUCAUCAGGAUUCGUCUCUUCUUCUAGCUGUCUCAUCACCCGCACUUCCAAUCAGCACACAUAUUAAUUAUGCCAACAAUUUGGCAUUAAUUGGCUCAACCACAGUACUACUACUAGUUGAAACCACCAGAAACAAAGCAUAUUUACCCUGCUUUUUUGAAGAUUAGAUGAGCAAGAGUACUUCAUAACCACAUGUACCUAUAGUAUAAGAUUCUAUUGAUUUCAUCAAGCAUGAUGGUAUUUAAUAAUAUUGCUAAGCAUUGCUUACAAUGGCUACCCGAUAUUUUCUGUAUUCAUUAUCGUGAUGUAGAACACAAUAUUGCCUUGUGUAAAAGACCCUUGUUGAAGUAUGUAUAUAUUUGUUGGUUCUUGUUAAUCAUUA